Molecule: messenger RNA, 627 nt
Organism: Rotaria sordida
Lineage: Eukaryota; Metazoa; Rotifera; Eurotatoria; Philodinida; Philodinidae
Source: the annotation of a GenBank genome assembly
AUGACACCAUUUAUAAAUUAUUCACGUUUUUUUGAUUUAAAUACAUUAACUAAUUCAUCAAAAAGUAAAGAUAUUAAUGAAGCACGUUCAAUUAUGGUUCAAACAUGGAGAAAUUUAUCUGAUGAUAAACGUCAACAAUAUAAUCAUGGUGUUGUCAAAUUUUAUUCACCUGUUACAGAAAAUUAUUUACCAGCAUCAAAUUUAGGUGCUAUUACUGAACGUUUAGAUGAUUUAAUAAGAAAUAAUAUUACAACACAUGGAAAAUUAGAUCAAACUAAUAUGGAUAAACGAACAUUUGAAAAAAUGAUUCAUUUUAAAUCACUUAAAUCAUGUAUUGAUCCAGGUGAAAGUGUUGAAAUUUUAGCUGCACAAUCUAUUGGAGAACCUAGUACACAAAUGACAUUGAAUAGUAAAAACACCAACAAUGAAGUACCUAUUUUACAUAGUUCAUCAGCAUUAGGUAAAGCAAAACGUUUACAACGUCGUUGGUCUCGUCUUUUAUUUUCUCAAGUAAUAAAAACUUUAAAUAUUCAUAAAAAACUUUCAUUAAAAUUAAAUGAUCAUAAACAUACAUAUAAAAUUGAAUUUUAUUUUGAUGAAAAAUAUGGAAAAAAAACAAUUAAAUGA